Clunio marinus is the source of this 231-nucleotide messenger RNA. NCBI's taxonomy places the organism in Eukaryota, Metazoa, Arthropoda, Insecta, Diptera, Chironomidae. The record is from the annotation of a GenBank genome assembly.
AUGAAACUUUUUUAUGAAUAUUCUGAGAAAUUUUUCCAGAACCCAAAUCAUUUUCAACAAAAGGUGAUUGAUUGGAGAAAUCCUUUUCAUAACUUAAUUUCACGCACGUACAAUCAAAGUGCUUUGCAAAAUCUAAAAAUAAAACUUGAUAACAACUUCGCAAAGCCGAAACCUGUUAAAUGCUUUCGUGAUUUACUGAAAGCUAAAUUAAAAUCGGAAAAGAUUACGUGA